Acaulospora colombiana is the source of this 211-nucleotide messenger RNA. The record is from the annotation of a GenBank genome assembly. Lineage: Eukaryota; Fungi; Glomeromycota; Glomeromycetes; Diversisporales; Acaulosporaceae.
AUGGAUAACUCCCAGCAACAACAUAAUACCUCACCACAUUCUCAGCAACAAUCUCUUCAACAAUCUCUUCAACAGAAUCAACAGGUAGAGUCUGCGAACUUUGCUGAUCCCGUUGUAAAGGCUGAACAUGCUGGUGAUGCUUCAAUCGCGGCAAAGGAAACAGAUACAAAGAAAAAGAGAGCCGGACCGAAGAGGAGAAAAGUCACUCAUG